ACUUGUAAUACUGGAAAGUGAGAGGUUUGUAACUUGUCUUUUGAUUACGAAGAUGUUAUUCAGCAAAUGGAAAUGCAUGGCAUGCUGGCUGUAUAUAUGUACUAUGAAUGACAACACGUUGGCACAAGAAUGCCAGGAACCGUUGGGCAUGGAAUCAUUUGGAAUACCAGACGAACAUAUCACGGCCUCAAGUUUUAUAAAUAGGGCUCCACCGUUUCGAGCACGGUUAAAUACCCCCCCUAGUGAAGACGGCUAUAACAACGUUUGGAGACCCCACACAGAUACUCUAGGGCAAUGGAUUCAAGUAUUCUUAAACGGGGUAAAGAUGGUUUCUGGAGUUAUAACAAAGGGAAAAAACAAAGACGGUACUGCUCGGUAUGUUUCACAGUUUAAGAUCCAGCUAAGUACGGAUGGCCUAGUCUGGCAAACCAUUGUUGACACGAACGGCAAUGAAAAAUGCUCACUACAAGUUGUCUAA
Messenger RNA from Anneissia japonica, 478 nucleotides. RefSeq names its product lactadherin-like. Bases 53 to 478 code for a protein of 141 amino acids. The record is from RefSeq and is a predicted model, not a curated record. The transcript is spliced from 4 exons. NCBI's taxonomy places the organism in Eukaryota, Metazoa, Echinodermata, Crinoidea, Comatulida, Comatulidae.